GGGCACGUGAAUUAGACAUUACCUUGGCGCGAAUUAACCAGCAUCAAUGUAUUCACACGAUGUGGCGGACUUUGGGAAUUUUUGCAAGCAUUUGUGUAAUAUCUGAGAUAGUUUACCAAUUUUAUAAAUACCGCUUUACGAGAAGUGUAAGAGGAAAGGAAAAAAAUACAGAAGUACUGUUCUUUCCAGAUAAAAAGGUUGCAUGCAUUAAGCAUUUCACAUCAGAAUGUGAUAGUGAAAGUUGUUCUUACAGUCACGAAGAAAACUCGCUAAGUAAGCUAUUCAGAUAUCUACAUGAAGCAGUGCAUAGUUUGGACGUCUGUGUGUUUGUUAUAACAUGCACUGACUUAGCCGACCUGUUGAUCCAGGCGGCGGAGAGGGGAGUUUGUGUAAGGGUUAUCACAGAUUGUGAACAGGUAGACAUCCCAGGCUCACAGAUCUGGAAACUCCGCAGCCAAGGCAUAGCUGUCAGGACUGAUGAUUCUUCAUUUUUUAUGCAUCACAAAUUUGUGAUCAUAGACAACAAGAAACUUCUGAAUGGUUCUUUUAAUUGGACAAGACAGGCAAUAACAGGUAACCAGGAAAAUCUGUUAGUGACUUCUGAACCUAAAGUGCUUCACAAAUAUGAGGAACGCUUCUCUUUUCUCUGGCAUCUGUACAACCCAAAGAAAGAACAGUGACUAUGGGGCAAAUACAUAAAAAGGAAUCAUCAGUGAAAAUGUAUUUUAAGAUUCUAAAAUUCCUUGACAGAAUUUACAAUUGGUGGAUUAUUAGGUGUGAACCAAGUUUAAAAUUUGUUCUCAUUUGAACAAAAAAUAAAUUUAGUGAAGAAGAGCUUUCUCCUCUAAUUCACUGUCACAUAAUAUCAUCAAGUAAUACAACUUUGAGAGAUGGAUUUUUUAUAUUGCUCAACAUGUACUAGACUAAUAUCACAAAAUAGCAUUCUUUUUAAUAAAAAAUCUUAAUU
Messenger RNA from Saccostrea echinata, 967 nucleotides. RefSeq lists its product as uncharacterized. The transcript has 2 exons. Gene Ontology annotation, molecular function: RNA endonuclease activity producing 5'-phosphomonoesters, hydrolytic mechanism. Gene Ontology annotation, biological process: piRNA processing. Gene Ontology annotation, cellular component: mitochondrion. Lineage: Eukaryota; Metazoa; Mollusca; Bivalvia; Ostreida; Ostreidae. Bases 60 to 680 code for a protein of 206 amino acids. The record is from RefSeq and is a predicted model, not a curated record.